This is a messenger RNA of Pseudophryne corroboree (corroboree frog), 783 nucleotides long. Its product is annotated as nicotinamide N-methyltransferase-like. Lineage: Eukaryota; Metazoa; Chordata; Amphibia; Anura; Myobatrachidae. Gene Ontology annotation, molecular function: N-methyltransferase activity. Gene Ontology annotation, cellular component: cytosol. The transcript is spliced from 4 exons. Bases 1 to 783 code for a protein of 260 amino acids. The record is from RefSeq and is a predicted model, not a curated record.
AUGGGUCAUCCUGAGGUCCUACAGACUAUCAAAUUUAUUCAACAGUCUUACUGGUGGCCACGUCUUGAAGCCAGUGUUCAAGAGUUUAUAGCAGCAUAUCCUAAAUGUGCCCAACAUAAGAGUCCAAGGGGUUCUCCUCCAGGAUAUCUUGAAGGUCACAUUAAGGGAGAUAUUUUGAUUGACAUCAGUAGUGGAUCCUUCAUUCAUCAUCUCUUUACACCCAGUGGAUUUUUCAAACAGAUCCUUGUGCUGAAGUGCUCUGAGCAAUGUAUUAUGGAGCUGAACAAAUGGAUUAACACACAUACUGGAGCAUUUGAUUGGUCUCACAUAAUGGAAUAUAUUAAAUGCCUAGAAGGAAACAGUGUCCUCUUUCAGGAUAAAGACAUAAUGUUGAAGACGGCAAUAACAAAGACAGUGAAAUGUGACACCAGCAAAGAGAAUCUGACAGACCCGGAGGUGCUCCCACCAGCAGACUGUGUCAUCAUUGGAUGGAUGUUGGAUUUCAUCAGCAAAGACCAAGAUGAUUAUAUAAGGAAUUUUAGGAAAUUUGUGAAGCUACUGAAACCUGAGGGAACCCUGAUAUUGAUGGGGGUUUUAAAUGCAUCUUUUAUCAUUAUUGGGCAGGAAAAGAUACAUGUGUUCAAAUGUGAUGAGAACUUUUUAAGAAAAGUUCUCACUGACGAAGAGUUUGUUAUUGAUUACUGUGCAGUCCAGAAAAGAACAUCAGCGAGUGACCUUAAUGACUAUGAGGCAGCUAUAUUUAUCACAGCUCACAGAGAGUAA